UCCAUUCCCAACUGCCCAUUCACACUUUCUUCAGGUCCCCCAGCUCAAAUAGAGGAACUCACUCCUCACGCGCUUUGUGGAGGCGCGCGUGCACUAGAGCGCGCCCACUUCGCUCCCCCCGCCCCGCCCCGGCCCCUGAGGCUAACAAGCGGUUUGUAAUUCUCUGACGCGUUGCUAAGGAAGGUGGACCGAUCCCUUAUGCCUGCGCCCUUCAAUCUCGACCGUUUAGGGUGACGCUCGACGCAGUCUCUGUGGAGGACCCAGCCUCAGAGCUGAGAGGAAUCGAUCGAGACGUCCAGGCUCCUCCUUCAAGUCCAGGGAGAGGUCCGCUUGGCAAAAGCUGGGGCAGAAAAGGUGGUGGUACAAACUCCCGGGGCAGUUGAACUCCAGGGCGCCGAGGCUUCUUCUGGUCAGGACUACAUUUCCCAGUGGCCCCCACGAGCACUGGGCCCGUUGCCCCUUUGUGUCCUCCGGAGGCCGAGUCGCCUCUUUCCGGGCCCGCGGAGGCUGGGUUCCAUCGAUUCAGGCCGGGAGGUGGGCCCGAGGAGAGGUUACGCGAGCCUUCCGGGCUGGGACCUGGUUUUCCGGCAGUUCGGUUCUGCAGGAUACUGCCAUUCCCCAGGAGAAGAGUCAAGGGGACUAAAGAAUGGCUGUUGGACUUCUUAAAGCCAUGUACCAGGAGUUGGUGACCUUCAGAGAUGUGGCUGUAGACUUCUCCCAAGAGGAGUGGGAUUGCCUAAAUCCUUCUCAAAGGCAUCUGUACAGUAAUGUGAUGUUGGAGAACUACAGGAUCUUGGUAUCACUGGGACUUUGCUUUUCUAAACCAAGUGUGAUAUUAUUGUUGGAACAAGGGAAGGAGCCCUGGAUGGCGAAGAGAGAGAUGACAAAAGACUUGUACUCAGGUUGGGAAUCUAUGUGUGAGACUGAAGAAUUAACCCCAAAGCAGGACAUUUAUGAACCACAAUCAUCUCAGAAGGUAAUAGAAAAACUUACAAGCUAUGGCCUUGAGUACUCCAGUUUGAAAGAAGAAUGGAAAUGUGAGGGCUAUCUUGAAGGGCAACCAAUGAAUCAGAAAGCAUGUUUCAAGGAAGAGACAAUCACUCAUGAAGAAGCCCCUGUUGAUGAAAGAGUACAAGAAUAUAACAAAACUUGGAGAAGUUUCCAUCCCAACACACUACUUCAUACACAUCAGAUAAUCCCCAAAGAGGAGAAAAUACAUAAACAUAACACACAUAAAAGCUUUAAAAAAAAAUUAGUUGCCAUUAAGCCCAAGAGUAUCUAUACAGAGAAGAAACUUUUGAAAUGUAAUGACUGUGAAAAAGUUUUCAGCCAGAGCUCAUCCCUUACUCUUCAUCAAAGAAUUCAUACUGGAGAGAAACCCUAUAAAUGUGUAGAAUGUGGGAAAGCAUUCAGCCAGAGAUCAAAUCUUGUUCAACAUCAGAGGAUUCAUACUGGAGAAAAACCUUAUGAGUGUAAGGAAUGUAGGAAAGCCUUCAGUCAGAAUGCACACCUCGUUCAACACCUGAGAGUUCAUACUGGAGAAAAACCUUAUGAAUGCAAGGUGUGUAGGAAAGCCUUCAGCCAGUUUGCUUACCUUGCUCAACAUCAGAGAGUCCAUACUGGAGAGAAACCCUAUGAAUGUAUUGAAUGUGGGAAAGCAUUUAGCAAUAGAUCAUCUAUUGCUCAACACCAGAGAGUUCAUACUGGUGAGAAACCUUAUGAAUGUAAUGUCUGCGGGAAAGCAUUUAGCCUUCGUGCAUACCUUACUGUACAUCAGAGAAUACAUACUGGAGAGAGACCCUAUGAAUGUAAGGAAUGUGGGAAGGCUUUCAGCCAGAAUUCACACCUUGCUCAACAUCAGAGAAUUCAUACUGGAGAAAAACCUUAUAAAUGUCAGCAAUGUAGGAAAGCAUUCAGCCAGAUUGCCUACCUUGCUCAACAUCAGAGAGUUCAUACUGGAGAGAAACCCUACGAAUGUAUUAAAUGUGGGAAGGCUUUUAGCAAUGAUUCAUCCCUUACUCAACAUCAGAGAGUUCAUACUGGAGAGAAGCCUUAUGAAUGUAAUGUUUGUGGAAAGGCUUUUAGUUACUGUGGAUCCCUUGCCCAACACCAGAGAAUUCAUACUGGAGAGAGACCCUAUGAAUGUAAGGAAUGCAAGAAAACUUUCAGGCAGCAUGCACACCUUGCUCAUCAUCAGAGAAUCCAUCUUGGGGAGUCACUCUCACCACCCAAUCCAGUCAAUCACCAAGUCCUGUAGACUAUUUCAUAAAUACUUUUGGAAUUUAUACUCUCUGCAUCUCUAAUACUGCCAUCCUAGUUUAAGACUCAUCUCACAUGGAUCACUCUAUAGCUCUCUCUUUUUUUUAAAUUUUUUAAAUUAUGAAAGUAUGAUAACACAUUUACAGGAGACUUGGAAAAUACA
Molecule: messenger RNA, 2422 nt
Organism: Odocoileus virginianus texanus
Lineage: Eukaryota; Metazoa; Chordata; Mammalia; Artiodactyla; Cervidae
Gene: ZNF570
Product: zinc finger protein 570
Biological process (GO): regulation of transcription by RNA polymerase II
Molecular function (GO): RNA polymerase II cis-regulatory region sequence-specific DNA binding; DNA-binding transcription factor activity
Source: RefSeq, a predicted model, not a curated record